AUGGAGACGACUGCUAAUGGCGUUUCUUUGAUUAUUCCACAUAUAAAUAAAGAUCAUGGAGGACUUUACUACUGUGGAAAUAUUUACCUGCAAGAUUUAACAUUAUCCAAUGGAACAUUCUUGGCUGUAACAGGUGAUGAAGAUGUAAAAGUGUCAGUGAACCAGAGCAGUGUUUUGAACUCGGUUCCUGCAGGAGCAUCAGUGACUCUGCAGUGUUCGGUUCUCUCUGAGAGCAGAGCAGCAGAACUCCAAGUGCUCUGGUUCAGAGCUGCUCCAUCACAAUCCCAUCCUCAACUCAUUUACACUCAUCACAACAGCAGCCUUCAGUGUGAGAGCGAAUCUUCUACACACACCUGUGUGUACAACUUGUCCAAGAACAUCUUCACCCUCAAUGAUACUGGUACUUACUACUGCGCUUUGGCCCUGUGUGGGAAGAUCAUUUUUGGGAACGGGACACGAGUACAGCUGGAGGAUCUUUCACAAUUUGGUCCUGAAGUGAUCUACCUCACAGUAGUUGUGGUGGUGUGUUUGAUUGUGAUCUUCACUCAAGCUUUUCUAAUCUAUAAAUUGAGGAACUGUGAACAAUCCAGAGUGAGUUUUCAAAAAGAGGACGUAAAAACACCUGAACAGGGUGGUGAUGCAGUGGAGCUGAAUUAUGCUGCUUUACAUUUUAAUAAGAAGAAGAACACCAAAAGAGUGAUGAGAAAAAGAGAAAAAAUUAAAGAGUGUGUUUAUUCUGAAGUGUCACAUCUUACCUAAUG
Silurus meridionalis is the source of this 761-nucleotide messenger RNA. RefSeq lists its product as uncharacterized. The record is from RefSeq and is a predicted model, not a curated record. Bases 1 to 759 code for a protein of 252 amino acids. Lineage: Eukaryota; Metazoa; Chordata; Actinopteri; Siluriformes; Siluridae. Gene Ontology annotation, biological process: response to bacterium. The transcript has 5 exons.